This is a messenger RNA of Zea mays, 6346 nucleotides long. Its product is annotated as DNA-directed RNA polymerase I subunit 1. Gene Ontology annotation, molecular function: DNA binding. Gene Ontology annotation, cellular component: RNA polymerase I complex. Bases 648 to 5720 code for a protein of 1690 amino acids. Lineage: Eukaryota; Viridiplantae; Streptophyta; Magnoliopsida; Poales; Poaceae. The transcript is spliced from 21 exons. Gene Ontology annotation, biological process: DNA-templated transcription. The record is from RefSeq and is a predicted model, not a curated record.
CCCAGCCUGGCAUCUUCCCUCUCCACGCCACACGCACGGCUCCAUCCUUCUGUCCACGCUCGCGCCGCCAGGGCGCUCGAGCUCGCCGUCGUCAUCUCGUCGGGCCGCCGCCUCGCAGCUUCGCCCGCGGCUCUGGUCCGCGCCCCGCCAAGGCCCAGCCCCAAGCUGCCAGCGGCCUCCGGCGUUGCUCGCCGCUCACUGCGCGCCGUCUCGCGCUCUCGCGCCCUCGCCCAGUCCUGCUCUCCCUUCGUCGCUCCGCGGCUCCGCCGGCGUCUGGGCAUCCGGCCUUCGGGCUUUGGUGGCGCCCCCCACCGGCCACCGGCCCACCCCAGCGGGCAGCGGCCACUGCAACUCUGCGGCUCUGCCAGGAACAAGGAGGAACAGUGGCGAUUCUGCCAGGGACAGGGAGGAGCAGUGGCAGACAACGUCCUUCCUUUUGUUUGGCCCGGGGCUUCGGAAUUAUCUGGAGCCGCUACUGCCCCCAGCGUUCGGACUCCCGGGUCGCAGGCAGCCACGUCUCGUCCUGGCUCUGGGCUCGCCGCGCUAUCGUCUCGGCCAUUCGCUCCGACGUCCGUAUUCAAUAGAUUUGCCCUACUCGUGACCACGAGAAUCCGGCGAGGAGGGAGACCGCUCGUGCGGAGUCUAUAAUGGCUGACGGGCAGCAUAUUCAGGCAGCAUCAGAGGAAGUGGAUUCAAUCCACUUCAGCUUCUAUAGUGAUGAUGAAAUUAAGAGGAUCAGCAUUAAAAAGAUCACCAAGUCGGAGCGCCUUGAUGCCAAAAACCUUCCUGUGCCAGGUGGAUUACUGGACCCUGCAAUGGGACCUAUCAAUGAUAUUGAUAUCUGCAAGAGUUGUGGUCAGCAUUCUGUUCGUUGCCCUGGUCACUUCGGUCAUAUUGAGUUGGCAAAACCAUUGUUCAAUCCUUUGCUGUUUAUGAGUCUGAAAAACCUUCUCCAUGUCACGUGUUUCCAUUGUCACAAGUUCCGCCUGAACAAGGAACAGGUUGACAGAUAUGUGAAUGAACUUGAACUUUUAGUAAAGGGUGAUAUUGUCUGUGCUAAAAAUUUGGAAGACUCAGUAGAAGAAGCAUAUCUUUCCAAGGAAGAUGAAAACAUGAACAAGACCACUUCAGGUGAUAACUCAUCUUCUGUGAAAGACAAGAAAACCUGGACAUCUAUCCAAUUGAAAGAGGUUUUGUCUAUUUUUUCCAAGAUAAUGAAAAAGAGACAGAAGAAGUGUGCAAAAUGUGACAUGAAGAGCCCAACAAUCUCAAGUCCUAUAUUUGGUUGGCUGGUCAAGGACACAAAGGCUUCUGCUGUAAGAACAAAUGCAAUUGCUGAUUUUAAACUCAAGGGAGAUGGUGAUAUUCACAACUCAGGGGAAACAGGGGUUUCUGGUCUUGAGGAAGAGUCAUCUUCACCUGGAAUGGUGUCUAAAGACUCAAUCAAUGAAGUUAGAGGUCUUUCUGAUGAUACAAUUAAAGAAUUGGUAGCAUCAUCAGGAAAAAAACAUCUAUUGCCUACAGAGGUUGAAUCUAUUCUCAAGGACUUGUGGAAAAAUGAAGCUAGGUUCUGCAUGUUACUUUGUGAUUUCCAGAAGAAUAUGUCAAGUGAACCAGAAAAGAGAAGGGGCUAUGAAAUGUUCUUCUUGAGUAGUCUCCUUGUGGCACCAAAUAGAUUCCGCCCAUCAACUAGCUCUAGUCUUGGAAUUAUGGAACAUCCUCAAAGUGUUCUGCUAAGUAAAGUGCAAGAAUCCAAUCUUGCGCUACAACAUAACAAUGCAUCUUCUAACCAUAUGGAUGUUCUUCAAAGAUGGAUGGAUCUACAACGGAGUGUAAAUGUGCUAUAUGAUAGUAGCAAAGGCCUUGCAAGAAGCGAGAAGAAUGCUCAUGGUAUACGCCAGCUAUUGGAAAAGAAAGAAGGAAUUCUUCGACAAAAGAUGAUGGGGAAGAGGGUUAAUUAUGCAUGCCGAUCUGUUAUAUCUCCAGAUCCGUACUUGGCUGUUAAUGAAAUUGGCAUUCCUCCUGUUUUUGCGACACGAUUGACAUAUCCUGAGAAAGUAACACCCUGGAAUACCAAAAGGCUCCAAGAAGCUAUAAGGAAUGGUGCCGAUAUACAUCCAGGUGCAACACAUUACAGGGACAACAAUAGCAUGUAUAAGUUACAGGCAGUCCCUGCCAAACGCCGUUCCAUUGCUAAGAUGCUACCUGCAUCUAGAGGAUCAAUUUGUCAGCCAGGGAGAGAUCCUAAUUGUGAGUUUGAAAGCAAGGUUGUAUAUCGGCAUCUUCAAGAUGGUGACAUUGUACUUGUCAAUAGGCAGCCUACUCUUCACAAGCCCAGCAUGAUGGCUCAUUUUGUUCGGGUGUUACCUGGAGAAAAGACGUUACGAAUGCACUACGCCAAUUGCAGCACCUACAAUGCUGAUUUUGACGGAGAUGAGAUGAAUGUUCAUGUUCCGCAAGAUGAAAUAUCUCGUGCUGAGGCCAUGAAUAUUGUUGACGCAAACAAGCAAUACAUUGGUCCUAGGAGUGGGGAUGCUGUCAGAGGUCUCAUACAGGACCACAUUGUUGGUGCUGUACUAUUGACAAAACCAGACACAUUGCUAAGCCGUGAAGAAUAUAGUCAGCUUGUCUUUGGGUCUUGUGUGCCGUCCUCAAAUUGUGGCUCUCAUCACCCUGCUAAGGUGUCUGCUAUUGAGGAUUACGAUACACUUGAACUUGUCCAUCCUGCUAUUUGGAAGCCAAGGCCCUUAUGGACAGGAAAACAGGUUAUAACAACCAUCUUGAAUCAUUUAACAAAAGGUUGUCCUCCAUUUACUGUGGAGCAGAAGGGAAAAAUACCAAAAGAAUAUCUGAAAGAAGAUCCUUCCGCUCAAAAGGAAAAAGAAGAUCCUUCCGCUCGAAAAGAAGCUCAUUCUGCUAAAAAAGGAAAACGAGAAGAUCCUUCCGCUCAAAAAGAAAAAGAUUCUUCAGUUAAUAAAGAAAAACAAGAGAAGAUACAAAAACAAAAACAAAAAGAUCGUUCUGAACUGGUCUUAUAUAUUCACAAUAAUGAGCUCAUAAAGGGCAUAAUAGACAAGGCCCAGUUUGGGAAGUAUGGGAUAGUUCAUACAGUUCAUGAACUCUAUGGUGCAUAUACAGCUGGGAUACUGCUCUCGACAUUCAGCCGCUUAUUUACACUGUUCUUGCAGUUGCAUGGGUUUACUUGUGGGGUAGAUGACCUGCUACUAUUGCCAGAGAAGGAUAAACUGAGAAGUAAAAUUCUUAGUGGAAGCGAAGUGCGUAGUAAUGAAGUCCACUGGAAAUUUACUGGAGCUGACGAAGAUCAUAAAGGUGAUCUGGUAAAAUUGCAUAUGGAGGUUGAGAAGGCUGUAAGAAGUAACGGUGAAUCGGACACGGCUACCUUGGACAAUGAUAUGAAAAAUGCUCUAAAUGGGAUAACAACCGACGUCAAUAAAAUAUUAUUUCCUGAUGGUCUACAAAAGCCCUUUCCUGGAAAUUGUCUCUCUCUUAUGACUACAACUGGAGCUAAAGGUGGUCCGGUUAACAUGAAUCAAAUAUCAUCAUUACUAGGCCAGCAAGAGCUAGAAGGAAAGCGUGUUCCACGGAUGGUUUCUGGGAAGACUUUACCGUGCUUUCCGCCAUGGGAUAUUUCUUCAAGAGCUGGUGGCUUUAUCAGUGAUCGAUUUUUAACUGGUCUGCGUCCUCAAGAGUAUUACUUUCACUGUAUGGCAGGCAGAGAGGGGUUGGUUGACACAGCAGUCAAAACAUCCCGUAGUGGAUACCUUCAGCGUUGUCUUAUCAAAUGUCUGGAAUCGUUGAAAGUCUCCUAUGAUCACACGGUUCGGGAUGCUGAUGGAUCAAUUGUACAGUUCUGCUAUGGAGAAGAUGGAGUUGAUGUGCUGAAAACUAGCUUUCUGAACGAGUUCAAAGAACUUGCUGAUAACAGAAAAGCUGUCCUUGCCAAGCUCGGUGGCUGCAGUAAGGAUCCCACAUUAUCAAAAUGUAAUGGAUACAUUACUGAACUGCCUCCUAAAUUGAUUGAUAAAGCGGAAGAGUUUCUUAAGCAUUCAAAGGAAUGCUGUCGUUACAACAUUGAGGCAAAGGAAUUAAAGGAGUUACUUAAAGUCAAGUUCCUAUCCAGUCUUGUAGAUCCUGGUGAGGCUGUUGGUGUGGUUGCUGCUCAGUCAAUAGGAGAACCUUCUACGCAGAUGACGCUCAACACUUUUCAUCUUGCUGGAAGGGGUGACAUGAAUGUAACUCUUGGUAUACCCCGGCUGAAAGAAAUACUGAUGACUGCAUCAGAUAAUAUUAGGACGCCUGUUAUGAAGUGUCCUUUGCUCGAACAUAUUUCUGAGGAUGAUGCUAAAAUGGUGGUUGCAAAGCUUAGGAGGGUUCGUGUGGCUGAUGUAGUGGAGAAAAUUGAAGUCUGCACAGUUCCUUUUUACAACUCUAAUGGGCGUGUUUCAACCCUGUACAAGUUACAGAUGAAACUCUAUCCACAAGACCAGCUUGAGUCAGGUCUUACUAUAGAUGAGUGUCAGGCAACCUUGAGAACAGUUUUUGUUGAGGCAAUGGAACAUGCAAUUGAAAAGCAUCUAGAUCUGCUAUACAAAAUAAAUGAAAUCCGUGCUGUUAAGAUAGAAGAUACAGAGGGCUCAUUAUUAAAUGGUGAUGAAGAAUCUCAAAGUAGACAUGCUGAUGGAGGAGACACUGGUACUAGUGAUGAUGACGAUCAAAAUGAUAAUGAUGUUGACUUGGGAACUGAUGCAGAAAAGAUGAAACGGCAAGAGAAAGAUGAGAUGGAGUAUGAUGAUGAUACUGAAACCGAGGAGGGAAUGGGUAGCGAAUCUGAGGAGAGCGAUGAGGAUCCAGCUGAGUCAGGUGAUGAUUCACAAGAGGCUGACAAAGAACACACGAUCUCGAAGUCUGAGACGACUUCAGUGGAUGACCUGCCAUAUUCUGUAAAAAAGGGGAAAAAAUCAAAAGAUGAUCGUGGAACAGCUAAACUAGAAGAGAAAAAUCAAAAUGAGGGAAGAUUAGAUGACCAGAAACAGGGUCAAAUAAAGAAGCGCAGGAAAAAGUUAAAACAUACUAUCCAUGUUGAAUCCAGUGAUUUGGAUUUUGAGAUUCACUAUGCCUUUCAUGAUGAACCUCAUAUUUUACUAGCUCAGAUUGCCAAAAAGAUAGCUAGGACUAUUCUUGUGAAGGCCUGCAAUAACAUUGAUCAUUGUAAGAUCGUCAAGCCAAUGCACAACCAUACGCGUCUAGAGACCGCCGGAGUGAACUUUGAAGUGGUAUGGAAUCUCAGUGAAUACAUCAGCGUCAAUGACAUCACAUCAAAUGAUAUCCAUGCCAUGCUGAAGACAUACGGGGUGGAGGCCGCACGGGGCACCAUCAUCAAGGAAGUGAGCGGCGUGUUUGAACCCUAUGGCAUCAAUGUUGACAUGAGGCACCUGAGCCUGAUCGCAGACUUUAUGACCUUGGAUGGCGGAUACCGGCCUAUGAACAGGCUGGGGAUUGGCCAGUUCAGCACCUCGCCAUUUGGCAAGAUGACGUUCGAGACAGCAACAAAGUUCAUUGUGGAUGCAGCCACACAUGGGGAGGCAGAUUUUCUGGAGUGCCCCUCAGCGAGUGUCUGCCUUGGGAAGCCCCCGAAGGUUGGGACUGGGAUCUUUGGGCUACUGCAGAAUCUUGAAUUGGAGCAGCCCAAGAAUAUCUAAAAUCUGCAUUUGGUGCACGUCUGGCCAAGCUGCCUUCUGAAGGUUCACAAGUUUUGGUCCUGUCAGCCUUUGCACGGCAGAAUGUGCUUUAGUUUGUUACGGUGUGGCACGCUGCAUCUGUGGUGGCUUAGUGGCAGCAUGCCAUUUCAUACGGGCAUGCUGCUGGAAAAACUAGCAGAACAUGUCAAAUACCAGUUAGUGUUCUGGAAUUCUGGAUUAAUUUACAGCAUGAUAGCUAGUUGUACACAUGCUUUAGAAUGCCGUUGUUGUCCAGUGCUUGUUAAGAAAGAACUGGGUCAUCUUUGUUGCCAGGGUCUCAAAAAACAACCCUGCAUGACGCCAAGGACCCAGGCACCAGUGUUCGAAUUAUCGACGGGCAGACAUCAUAUAUGGAUGCGAUAUUCUAUUGACACAAUCUCAGGUUGACUGCUCACCUAUGUACUAAAUCUGCCUACCCUGUGAUGUGGAAAUUGAAAUACUAGAAGCAUUUGUAGGACUUUUAAUUAGAGGACUCAACAGUCACUUAUCCUAGUGGCUUGGGAGGUUUGAAAGCACUGGAAUGCUUGCGUGUUUGAAAGAGUCGGUCUUUGUGGUUCUUUAAAAUAUUGGUAACGAAGGCUUGAUGU